Messenger RNA from Carassius auratus (goldfish), 2220 nucleotides. RefSeq names its product nuclear distribution protein nudE-like 1-B. The coding region runs from base 122 to 1138 and encodes 338 amino acids. Gene Ontology annotation, molecular function: microtubule binding. The record is from RefSeq and is a predicted model, not a curated record. Lineage: Eukaryota; Metazoa; Chordata; Actinopteri; Cypriniformes; Cyprinidae. Gene Ontology annotation, cellular component: centrosome; kinesin complex; kinetochore. Gene Ontology annotation, biological process: cell migration; centrosome localization; vesicle transport along microtubule. The transcript has 9 exons.
GGAAGCUGAAGGGGAGUCAGUGGAGUCGUGUUGGCGUUUAUCUCAGCUGACGCUCGAGCGCUGGAGACUCCAACGAGUCUGAUCGCCGACUCCAUGAUCAAGACAUGAGAAGGUCUCCACCAUGGACGCAGAGAUGAUGAUGCCCAAAUUCUCCUCCAAAGACGAGGAAAUCGAUUACUGGAAGUGCUUGUCUUUCAAAUACAAGAAGAGUUAUCAUGACGCUCAGGAGGAGCUGCAGGAGUUCCAGGAGGGCAGUCGUGAGCUGGAGGCCGAGCUGGAGGCGCAGCUGGGGCAGGCCGAGCACCGCAUGCGAGACCUGCAGUCCGAGAACCAGAGGCUGAAGAGCGAGGUGGACAUACUCAAGGAGAAACUGGAGCAGCAGUACGCUCAGAGCUAUAAGCAGAUCUCCAUGCUGGAGGAUGACCUGGUCCAGACACGCGGCAUCAAGGAGCAGAUGCACAAAUAUGUCCGAGAGCUGGAGCAGGCCAACGACGACCUGGAGAGAGCCAAGAGGGCCACCAUCACCUCCCUGGAGGACUUUGAACAGAGGCUAAACCAGGCGAUAGAGAGGAACGCCUUCCUGGAGAGCGAACUGGACGAGAAGGAGUCUCUGCUGGUGUCUGUGCAGAGGCUGAAAGAUGAAGCUAGGGACUUGAGGCAAGAGUUGGCUGUUCGAGAGAGGACUUCAGAUGUUGUCAGGAUGUCGGCCCCCAGCUCUCCCACCCUAGACAUUGAUAAGACCGACUCGGCAGUGCAGGCUUCCCUGUCCCUCCCAGCUACACCUGUAGGGAUGAGCAUGGAGCAUCCUUUCAUUGUUUCUAAAGCGUUGACCAAUGGCUGUGGCAGCUCCCCCCUCACGCCGUCUGCACGGAUCUCGGCUCUUAACAUUGUUGGAGAUCUUCUGCGGAAAGUUGGGGCUCUUGAGUCCAAACUAGCCGCCUGUAGGAACUUUGCCAAGGACCAGGCAGCAAGGAAAAAUUACACCACAGGAAAUGGAAACCUCUUCAACAGCAACGCAACCAAGUUCUCUCAUUCGCUCCACACUACGUAUUUUGACAAGACGAAUAUGAACGGCCUGGGUCCCGGUGCGCUGACGCGGACCGUGUCUCCUCCGGGCUUGCUCCCUCUCAGCGUGUGAGAGACUUUCCCAGCGACCUCCACACAAGAUCGGACAUAAUGUGGGAACUGAGAGGACACUCCAGAGAUUGUGUGAGUGUGUGUGUGUGUGUGCGCGAGAGAGACGGAGAUGACGGACAGAUACAUGUCUGUUCCUGUGAGCGCGGGCUUCAGUCGACCUCUGUUCUUCUCACCUAAAGCCAGCAAAAUGACAAAGGUCUGAGUCAGGCCACAGCUUCUGUGUGAGUGUUUCAGUGUAUCGCGCGGUUUAAAAGACGUUCGAGAGAUUUUCUUUUUGAGGCGAAUGCCACUGUAUGCUUGAUUCAAAUGGGUUGGUUUACACGCGUACUGUUUUCAGCUUCAGUAAAGGGUCUAAAUGUGGAGGUCUGUAGAUGUUUUUACUGGAAUGAAUGCCAAGAAAACGUGUUUAAUAGCAUGGAAACAUCGUCUGCCUUCAAAAGAUGCUCUAAUGAAUUAUUAACCCAGUUACAUCAGCUGACUGGUCACCAGUUUGCAUGAUGCAGCCACUAUUUUAGGGCUUCAGAAGGUUUGUACUGUAUGUAUGUUCGUGAAACUGCACUUCAAAAUGCCACAGUUAAGUGAACACUCGUGUCGCUGCUUUGACUGUAAAUCAGUCUCUGUGCGGUGUGUCCUUCCUCACAGAACUCGUCAGUGGUUGUAUGAACCUCAUUUCUAUCCCAUGUGCCUCUGCUGGGGAGUUCGGUAUUCACUGUUCAUUUAUUUCACUUGUGGAACUUGAAGCCAACUUUUGUUUAUCCCAGUGUUUAAGUUCAGCUGAUCUACGCCAAGCUUUAACAGCGAGUGCCGGAGCACUUGUUAGUGUUCAUUUCCCCCGUUGAGUCUUUGGUUUCACCGUUUUGUUAUAUCUCAUGUAUAUAGAUUUGUAAACAUAGCAGUGAUGCCCUGUCUGUAGAUACUUAAAUUGGGCUGUGUGCUGUUUAAUUUAUUUGAGAGUCUUUAUGACAUGUUUUGACACAAUGAGUGAAUUUUACAUACUGUGCAUUGGUUUAAAAACAUAUAUCCAGAUGUAAAAUUGGUUGUCUAAUAUGUGCAAACAAAUAAAAUGAAAAAAAAAUGGGCUUA